CCGGGAGCGCCAAUGGAGUGGCGCGGCGGGCUUGUUGUCGUACGUCGGUGGGUAAGGGCUAACGGUUUCCGGUAGUAGUAGCCCCCAGAGGGGUGCGAGGAAAGAGGUGACGCCGGGACCCGAAACCUCGGAUCCCUGCAGCGUCGGCGAGAUGAUGGGCUACCGGGCGUCGGAAUUGGAAUCUAUGGAGGGCGAGGAGGCUGUGGGGGUCCCGGGGCCAGCCCCGGAGCCGAGAGCCCCGGAGCCACUAGCCCCAGAGCCCGAGCCGGGCUUGGAUUUGAGCCUGAGCCCGAGCCCGUUGCCCGAGAGUCCAGAGCGGCAGAACGGCAGCCCGGGACGGCGGAGGGGGCGGCGGGGCGGCCGGAGGGGGCGCCAGGUUCGUUUUCACCUGGCGCCGUCCUCCCCUGUCCGCUCCGAGCCGCUACUCGAGGCCGGCGUACCGAGCGAAGAUCCCGCGGCGCCCCAUGAGCUGGAGGCACCCGCCCUGCAGAGCAGCCUGGCUUUGAGUCUGGAGCUGCAGAAUGCGCGCGCCGCCGUGGCCAGCGGCCAGUUCGACGCCUCGAAGGCGGUGGAGGAGCAGCUGAGGAAGUCGUUCCAGACCCGCUGCGCCCUGGAGGAGACCGUGGCGGAGGGGUUGAACGUGCCGCGCUCUAAGCGACUCUACCGAGACCUGGUGAGUCUGCAGGUGCCGGAGGAGCAAGUUCUGAACGCGGCGCUGAGGGAGAAGCUGGCGAUGCUGCCGCCGCAGCCCCGAGCCCCGCCCCCGAAGGAGGUGCUCGGGCAGGGGCCAGACAUGACGGUGCUGUGCAACCCAGACUCUCUGUGCUACGAAUCUCCGCACUUAACAGUGGACGGGCUGCCCCCGCUAAGGCUUCAAGCCCGGCCCCGCCCUUCAGAAGAUACCUUUCUCAUGCAUCGGAUGCUGAGGCGCUGGGAAGCAUAGCCUUCACAACUCCCUGUAUUGCUAGGCAGUACGUUGUUAAAACUGUUUCCUCAUCGAAUAAAGUUUUUGUGUUUAAACAAUUGA
Molecule: messenger RNA, 1027 nt
Organism: Phodopus roborovskii (desert hamster)
Lineage: Eukaryota; Metazoa; Chordata; Mammalia; Rodentia; Cricetidae
Product: protein phosphatase 1 regulatory subunit 35-like
Biological process (GO): negative regulation of phosphatase activity
Molecular function (GO): phosphatase binding
Source: RefSeq, a predicted model, not a curated record